AUGUUUGAUAAGCCAUGUUCAUUCAAGCCAGACCGAGUCAGGGGAAUCUGCUACAGCCCUGGUAACAUCGUGUACAUGCGUCUGACCAACUUCCAGACAUUCUCAGACCAGGAAUUCUACUUCAGUGAGAAACUGAACUUGAUAGCAGCACCAAAUGGAACUGGAAAGAGUUCAUUGGCCAAUGCAAUUGCAUUCGUAUUCAAUGGGACAACCAGAACAAUUGGAAAGACGAAGGAUGUGCUGGAUUUCAUCAAAUUCAAGGAAGAAAAGGCAGAAAUAAUUUGUGUAGUGGCCCAGAAGCCAAAUGGGGUCACUGAUUCAAUCAAAAAGCAGAAGACUGGAAACUACGUGGAAUUCAGGCGAGUUAUUCAACGAAAGAGGGCCAAGGCCGAAAGCAUCUUCUACAUCGAUGAAACUCAGAGGAAUUCAGCCGAUUAUGGCGCAUUUAUUGGGAGAAUGAAGAUCGACUGUGACAACCUGACCAAUUUCCUGCCUCAGGAGCGUGUGGCUGAGUUCGUGAGGAUGUCAGGCGACAAAAUGUUCAACGAGGUGAUGAAGGACGUUCUGAUGGGCGAGAAGUGGACGAUAGGAGAGAAAUUGGGUGAGUUUGAGAAGACGAAGAAGGAGUUGGAUGGAACUAAGACUAAUUUGGAAUCAUCGAAUAAGCAAUUUACGCUUCUAGAACAAAAAAAGACGAUGUUGGAGAAGGAAGUUGAUAAAAUAAGGGAAUUUGAGAUAAAACAGAGGGAAAUACGCGUAUUGCAGUACAAGGAGUUCUAUUUGAGGAAGAAGAAGGAGAUGGAAGAUAUGAGGGGGUGGAAAGAGGUAUUGGAUGGAGUAAUAAGCACGAAGGAUGACAACGAGAAGCAGAUUGGGGCAUUGGUUGAAAUAGUAGGAGCAGCUGAAGAGAGUACGAUGAUGAAGGAGUUUUAUGCAAAGGUAGAAAUCUAUUUGAGGGAGAAUGUGGGUCUGAGGGAGCUAGUUGGGAAGAUGGAGGAGUACAGGAGGGAGUAUGUGGCAUUUGAGAGGGAGCAGGAGCGCAAGAAGCAGAAGAACAGGGAGAUUGAGAAGGAAAACGAGGCAGUGGAGGAAAAGAGGGCCAUUUUGGUAGAGAAGAUAGGGGAGGAGUUGAGGAGUUACGUGGGAUCAUUUGACAGGUUCGUGAAUGAGGGCGUCUUUGAAAUUACGAUAGAGAAUCAGCCAGUUUCAAGAACGAACAAAAUGAAGGAAUUAAGCUUAAAUGAAAUAAGAACAAAUUUGACCAAGAGCAUAAAUGAAUGCACAGAACAAACAGUGAGACGAUUUCAGCUUCGAGACAGCGCUGGUUCUGACGCGUUGGAGCGGAUUCAGCGCCUGAAGAUGACUGCGUUACAGAACAAGAAGCUGAUUGAGGCCCACGAAACUGAAAGAAUCAGGUUCAACGAAAAGGCAGGUCAGAGACUCAUGCGCCUAAGAAGCUACCACGAGGACACGUACAGGGCAGUUGAGCACCUCAGACGAAACCAAAUUGGCGUCGAAUUCUACGAGCCGGCCUUCCUCCACAUCGAAAUCGACGAGGAGUUCAGAACUGAAAUUGAGGCUCUUUUGAAUUUCCAGGCACUUUCCUCCUUCCUGGUCAAAUCAAACAGUGACAUGAAAAAGAUGGCUCGCAUUUUGAAAGACGAGCUUCGCCUUGGAGUCAACAUCUGCACCCUGACGGAGGAAACGAGUCUCCAAUCCAAGUUCAACUCCCCUGAAAUUGAUGGAUCUGCAACUGAUUUCAUCACUUGUAACCCAAUUUACAAGCACUUCUUCAACACGUACGGCAGAUUCAACGAGAUUCCAAUUUCAAAGAAGGAAAUCAACGAGAAGGCCUUGCUUUCCAAAUACCCAUUCGUUAGGAAAAUGAUCAUCAAUCAGAAACUGGUUGAAAUCAAAAGAAACAAAUACAACUCAGAAGCCAUCCUAAAAACAGAUCGAAUCAGAGAAAUGGGCAUUUUCAGGUCGAGUUCACCAAACACAGGCGACUUAGAGCGACUUGAAUCAGAAUUGAAGGAGUUGAAGAACAAGCGUAAUCAAAUUCAGGCAGAAAUGGGCCAUGAAAUGCUAAAGAAGCAGCAAAUUGAUGAAAGAAGGGCAACAAUCACCCAACUGAAUGAGAAGAUCAAUGAGAAGUAUUUUGUGAUCAAAAGAUGCAUUGAUAAGCAUUUCACAACUAGUGAGAGAUCCCUGUACGAUUUGAGUAGUGGCCGUGGUGACGAAUGUAGGCGCCUAUUCAAAAAUGCCUUAUCAAAAAUGACAGAAUUCAAAUUGCACCGGAUCAACUACAACCAGGCCAAAGAGACUGAAAUGAACAUCACCAACAACAAAAUGCAAAUUGAGACGCUGAAGACAGCAACAGUUGCCUUGGUCGAAGAAGUGACCAGGGUGAGAGUAAAGAUCAGAGAAAAGGGCGAAAUGGUUGGAAACUACCAGGCCAUGAUGGAUGAGAUGGAAGCAAAUGAGUCAGCGAGAAACAGAAAAAUGACAAGAAGGGCCAAUCUGACUCAGACACAGGAUGGUGGAUCCAGAUUGUCCCUGAUUCAGGUUGGAAGCCAGCAGUCUCAGGACGCCUUGUUCCAAUUUGCCGUAUCAAAUCAAAUUGGCUCAUUUCGGGAGGAAAUCAAUCGAAACCAGGCCAAUUCCCUAAACGAGGUGAUGCAAAGAAGAAGCUACCUUGAUGAAAUAGUGAGGGGAAAUGAUUUGGAUGAAUCAGUGAAACAGGCGUAUACGACAGCAGAACGAGACUGGGGCAGAAUGGCUGAGGAGAAGAAGUCGUACGAAUUGGCCCUGAUUGGAUUGGAAAAGAAGGCUGAUAAAAUCAGGGAUGCAAUUCGCACCGGUGCUACAAAUCAUGUUGGGCCAAUCAGCAGCAGAUUCGGUCAGAUGCUCAGUCGCCUUGGAAACCAGGGCGAAUUGCGCGUAGUCUGCGAUUCCGGGGCUGGGAGAGAAUUGGCCAAAUUCGAAUUGCAAAUUUGGGUGCGUUUCAAAGAGGGGGAGAAUCUGCAGCAGCUGACCAGUUUCAGGCAGUCUGGCGGAGAGAAGUCGCUGAGCACGAUGCUCUUUCUCCUGGCUCUACAAAGUGGAACAGACAACUUCAGACUCGUUGAUGAAAUCAAUCAGGGAAUGGAUCAGAAUAACGAAAAACGGGUAUUUGAAAUACUGAAUUUGAUGACUGGGCAAUUCUUCAUCAUCACUCCCAAAUUGAUCAGUGAUAUCGAAUACUCUGAGAACUACAAUGUGCUUAUUCUCUACGGUGGAACUGGAACCAAGGAAGUCGAAAGGCUGUGA
Molecule: messenger RNA, 3309 nt
Organism: Enterospora canceri
Lineage: Eukaryota; Fungi; Microsporidia; Enterocytozoonidae
Source: the annotation of a GenBank genome assembly